AUGUUAGAAGAAGUUAAUGCACUGGAAGACGCUGGACAAAACCUUGACAACAUCAGAGAGGCUAAAGAGUUCUACACCGAAGCUGUUAAGAUCGACAGAAAUAUUUCAGUGAAUAAAGAUACAUUUGGUCGUGUUGUUGGUAAUCUUUAUAGAUUAAGCUUGGCUUGUGAAGCACUCGGAGAGCAAGAUGAAGCUUUAAAGAAUUUAAACAAAGCGAAGGACUAUGCGAAAGUUGGAGGUUUAUAUAAAAAUUGGCUAAUGUUAGUUGUAUUACUCAAGUUAAGCCGGAAAUAUGCUGAGUUCAGUGAGAUAGAAUCCGUUGGCGUUGCCAAAUCAGAGAUGUAUUUGCGAGAAGCCAAAUGGGUCGCCAAAAAUUUAUUUGAAGACGAUGUUUCUGCUGUAGUCCAGACAAUCAAAGCCGCAGGAAAAGAUCUGUCAAAGCAAAUACCUCCUCUUCUCAAACUAGGUGAAUGGUACUUGGAUAAGGCCAUGACAACCGUCAAUGGCGCUGAUUUUGGAAAGGCCGACGCCCUUUUCAACGCUGCUCUCGUAAGAUCGAGAUCUCUGAACCACGAAAUAGAUGAAGACCAAAUACUCGAAAGAAUUGUUGAAACGUAUUGCGAAUUUUUGUACGCAUUUGCAAAAGAUGAUGGUAAAAUCAACAAAAACAAGAUUCGUAGUGAGAUUGAUUUUCAUAAGCAGUGGAUUGCUCGUGAACGGAGAAUAUUCAAAGAACGGAUUGAUGAAAUUGAUCGCGACCAUACUCGUGAAGCUGAACAAGAUUAUGAGGUUCAUGCAGAAAAGAUGUAUGAGGUUUUUCGAGACAUUCAAGACAUGUACAUCAGCUUUGUAUCAAUGUUAGCUGAAGAGUGUGAGGAUAGUCUUGGCAAACCACCAUGUGACUACACAUGUAUUGCCCUCGGCUCGGUGGCACGUAUGGAAGCAACGCCUUUUUCAGACUUGGAAUUUGCAAUUCUGUACUCCGACUCAAAUAUCGGGGAAAAAAUAAACUACUUCCGAGUAUUAAGUUAUUUUCUUCACUUAAAAGUUAUAAAUCUUGGAGAAACUAUCCUACCAGCUGUGGCGAUCGAACAGCUCAAUGAUUUUCAGUCAUCAGACCCAAAUGCCGAUUGGUUCUACGACUCGGAAACGCCUCGAGGGAUUUCAUUUGAUGGAGCAAUGCCGUGGGCAUCCAAAACUCCGUUAGAAAGAAUGGCGACAGGAAAUAAACCUGCUUUAGAGUUGAUCAGAACACCAAAACAAAUGGCGGAGUUGCAAGAUGAAGAAAUUGCUAUAAAAGAAGGUUAUCAUUUAGCUGAUAUAAUGUCGAGGGCCGCAUUUCUUUACGGGAGCCAACUUCUACUAGACGAAUACAAUGAAUGUGUAGCUGAAAAAUUAAACAUGAAAUCAAGCGCAUCAACUUCAGAUGUAGGCGUCAUCCGAGGAUUUCAACAAAUGAUGAACGACUUAGGAGCUUUUCACCCGUAUUAUACAUACCUCGGGCCAUAUUCAGCUGUAGGUGGUCUCUUCAAUACUAAGAAACAGUUCUACCGUAUUAUCUCUUUGCUUCUUGCCGACCUUGGAUUGAUCCUUAAUAUUAGAGUUCCCUCGUCAUGGCAAAUUAUUUUGGAGUUGCAGAAUCAAGGAAUUAUUAGCGAAUCCGAGGGCGCUAGCAUCAAAGUAUGUCUAUCUAUUGCCAACGAAAUGAGACUUAAAACGUACUUUGCUAAUAAUGGACAGAAAGAGCUAUUUUCCCCUGUUCCUAAGCAUACAACCACCACAGAACAAUCCACCGUUCUCCCUAUCUUCCGUGAUUACGAUGAAAAUGUUGUCGUUUGCCUCGUAAGUAUCACUAAUGAUAUGGCUGAACGAUGUCGUGCCUUUGCAUUGAGAUUCUUUAAAGAUGGUGUAAUUGACACAAGAACUCUUCAGAAAUCAACUUAUCCAUCUUCGAUUGCCGUUCUUAAAGGAGUUCUUUAUUUUAGAAUACAAAAUUUUCCAAAAGCUUUAGAGUCGUUUGAAUUGGAACCUGAGGAUAGUCCAGACUACUCGUUGUGCCUUAACGCUAAAGGAAUUAUUUAUAUUGAGUUCGGGGAAAGCGAAAAGAGCGUUAAAUGUUUUGAAAACGCCCUUAGAGUGUUUUACCAGAAUAAAAAGAACUCAAAUCAAAGCGCGAGUAUAACAACUAAUAACUUAGCGUUGAUACUAUUACACAUGGGAAAGCUUGACAAAGCGAGAAUUGUUUUAGAAGAUGCGAUUAAGAAGCAUGACGAAAGCUCGUAUACUAUUGACCUCUGUGCUUUGAUGAUUAAUCUCGGAAGAACCUACCAUGAGCGUGGAGAUAGGAAGUCAGCAGUUGAAAUUUACGAGAGAGUUGAACAGAUGCAUAACAAAUUAACGAACAUCCCAGAUAUGCAUGUGAUUCAUCUUUGCCUUUACUUUUCCAUGUCGUUAACCGAACCUGAUCAGCAUGAACGGUCAAUAAAGUAUAUGGAACGAGCGUUACGACUUGGUCAUAAAGUAUUUGGUGAAUAUAGCCUCAGCGUAAAGUUGGCGGAAAUCUAUGUAUUUGCAGGCAUUGCUUACAAGCGUUGCAAUCUAAUUGAUGAAGCUCUGGCUUUCUUCCAGCGAAGUUUGAAAUUACUUCAACAUCUCUUUGGCGAUAACCCGCACUCAGGUAAAGUGUUUUGUCUCAAGCACCUGGGAAAUUUUUUCUACGGACGAGGUCAAUUAAUUAAAGCGGUAGAGAGCUUUGAAAAUGCUUUGAAACAGCAAAGGAUUCUCUUCCAGGGAAAGCCUUGUAUUACGAUUUCGGAAACACUAAGUUACUUAGGAAAGGCACUAAAAAGCUCCGAAAAGCUCAACGAAUCACUUCAGUACUUUCAAGAAGCAAAGGAUAUAAUGGAGAUGACCUUGGGGCCAGAUUACGAGCAACCUCUCGCAUCAGAUAUCCUGAAUAACAUGGGAGCAAUUUAUAAAGAACUUGGCGACUUGAGGAAAGCUAAAGAAUGCUGCACCAAAGCUCUCGAUGUGGAUAGAAAAAAUUCUGAAACUAUAAAAACGGUUUCUCGUGUUGUAUCCAGUCUUUUUUACCUGGGCGAGAUAUGUGAAAACCUUGGAGAGCAGGAUAAGGCGUUGAAGCAUUUUGAAGAAGCAAGAGAGCUCCUAUAUGUUGCUAGUUCCAAAGAUCGUCCCGCUUUGAUAAAAAUAUUGGUCAAGUUGAGUACGAAGUAUUUUGAAAUUUGUUCCAUUGCAAAGAGUAUGUUGUGUGUUAAAGAGGCUUUAGAGAUAGCCAAAAGCUUCCCUCAAGACGAUUCACGUCCUCCUAUUGUUUUAGAACUGCUCCAAUUGCUAAAAGAAGCUACCCAACGUCAGUAACAUCUCCGAUCAAGCGAAGAUAGACAUACACUGUGGCGAGACGGAAAAUUUAAUUUUUAUUAACCUGGUCCAGACUUCCAGUUUCCUUUUACGGCCUAUUACUAUCAGAUAAAAUAACAACUUUCACAAUAACUAGCCGUCCAGUUUG
Messenger RNA from Dendronephthya gigantea, 3526 nucleotides. RefSeq lists its product as uncharacterized. Lineage: Eukaryota; Metazoa; Cnidaria; Anthozoa; Malacalcyonacea; Nephtheidae. Bases 1 to 3378 code for a protein of 1125 amino acids. Gene Ontology annotation, molecular function: [protein-PII] uridylyltransferase activity; protein binding. The record is from RefSeq and is a predicted model, not a curated record. The transcript is spliced from 4 exons.